GUGAGUCAUCAGACAAAAAUACAAUCAAACAUGAUUUGAACUCUCCGGAUCAAAAAGCCAGGAGUUUAACUGUUUUGGCACCCUCUGGCGGGAAACACGCAGCAGCCACAUUCGCUUUUCCAACCAAAACUUCAUUUCACUCUUAACACCAUCGAGAAAACAAAAAUGGCGAAACCCCUAAAGAGUAUCUCACCGUUCCGACUCGCUUCCCUCCUCCGCCUCCAGAAAGACCCCUACCUCGCCCUCCACCUCUUCCUGAACCCUAACCCUAACCCCAACAAACCCUUCCGUUACUCCCUCCUCUCCUACGACAUCAUCAUCGCCAAACUCGGCCGCGCCAAAAUGUUCGACGAAAUGGACCAGAUUCUCCAGCAAUUAAAAACCGAAACCCGCUUCAACGCCGAUGAAAUCAUCUUUUGCAACAUCAUCACCUUCUACGGCCGAGCUCGGCUGCCCGAUCGAGCCCUCCAUAUAUUCAACCAAAUCCCGUCUUUUCGAUGCCAAAGAACGAUAAAAUCCUUCAACACCCUUUUAAACGCCCUGUUAAGUUGUCGGGAAUUCGGUAAAAUGAGAGAAGUAUUUGUGGGUUUGGAUCGGUUUGUGGCUCCGGAUGCGUGUAGUUAUAAUGUGUUGAUUAGAGCGGGGUGUUUGAUGAACGAUUUGGGUAGUGCACGGGAGGUGUUCGAUGAAAUGCAAAAGAGAGGGGUUCGGCCUGACGCGGUGACGUUUGGGACGUUGAUUAGUGGGCUUUGUGCGGGUGGUAAGUUAGAUGAAGCGUUUAAGUUGAAAGAGGAUAUGGAGAGGGGUUUUAGGGUGAGGCCGGAUGGUUUUGUUUAUGCGUCGCUGAUUAAAGGGCUGUGUAAGGUGAAUGAAUUGAGUUUGGCUUUUAAGCUUAAGGAUGAGAUGUUGGAACGUAGAGUUGAAUUGGAUUCGGCGGUGUUUUCUACUUUGAUUAGCGCACUUUUCAAGGCCGGGAGGAAGGGAGAUGUCGUUGGAGUUUUGAAGGAAAUGAAAGAAAACGAGUGCAAGCCUGAUGCAGUAACUUAUAACGCAAUGAUAUAUGGGUAUUGCCUGGAGAAAGAUUUUGAUGCAGCAUUUGGUGUUUUAAGUGAAAUGGAAAAGAAGAGAUGCAAGCCGGAUGUCAUAUGCUAUAAUGUAAUUAUUGGUGGGUUUUGCAGGGAGGGUAAAUUUAGAGAAGCAACUGAAUUAUUUGAAGAUAUGCCGAGAAGAAAGUGUGCCCCCGAUGUGGUAACGUAUAGGACCCUAUUUAGCGGGCUUUGCAAUGGAAUGCAGUUCCAGGAAGCUGCACUUAUUUUGGAUGAGAUGGUUUUCAAAGAUUAUUCCCCUAGCACUGCAAGUAUAGGGAAAUUUGUAGAUGAGUUGUGUCAAGCUGGUAAUCUGAAGUUGUUAUUGACAAUCCUAAAUAGUUUGGCAAAAGGAAAUUUAAUUGAUUCAGUCACAUGGAGUAGGGUGAUUCCGAUGGUGUGCAAGAACAAUACGUUGUUGAAUGCCUCUGCGCUUGUAGAAACCUUGCUAAUCCCAUAAAUUGAUGCUCUGCCAAUCAGGUUGAUUUGACAUCGCGUAAAGGUGCAUCUAAAAUGGCUGAGCAAUUGUGAGGACUCACACACUCUUCCAAACAAAGAGAGUCUCAAGACGGAGGCAAACAAAGAUAGAGCAGCUCGAUCGGUCUUGGAAGGAUUUUCUAAGUGCUGGCCAUCAAGUGCUUCUUCCAGCUGGAUAGAAUCUGAUUUUACUCCCUUCGAUAUGAAAAUUCUCAG
Molecule: messenger RNA, 1778 nt
Organism: Rhododendron vialii
Lineage: Eukaryota; Viridiplantae; Streptophyta; Magnoliopsida; Ericales; Ericaceae
Product: putative pentatricopeptide repeat-containing protein At1g53330
Exons: 3
Coding region: 166-1545 (459 amino acids)
Molecular function (GO): protein binding
Source: RefSeq, a predicted model, not a curated record